AUGCGUUUCUUUCUCAAUCGAUGUUCGGUUUGGCUUCUCUCGAUUUCUUCUAUCCUGGCCUUGAUACCGGCGCAAAAUGUGGAGGGCACCAGCACCACAGAGAGCUCAUCCGACAAAGAUGCCUUCAUCAACAAUCUAGUGAAACAGAUGACGGUGCCAGAGAUGGUAAUGCAGCUGUACCUGUUCUUUGCAGACGAUGCUGUGGGCCCGGAAUCUAACAAUGAGCUCUAUGAUCACGCACUUCGAUUUGCUCCUGACGCUGGUAUUGGAGUGAUUCACGAUUGGUAUUCCCUCAACAAAACGCAAAUCAAUUCCUUGCAGCGCUUAAACAUCGAAAAGUCCCGCCUCAAGAUUCCCUUCUUGCACCUUGCAGAAUGCUUGCAUGGUGUGGGCUCUUUCAAGCAGUCGAUGUUUCCACAAGCUUUGACCAUGUCAUCCUCGUGGGAUACCGAUCUCGUACAUCGUGUUGGUCGAGCAAUAGGGACCGAGGCGAGAGCCAUUGGUAUACAUGCAUGUCUCAGUCCCGUGCUAGAUGUCUGUCAAGAUUCGAGAUGGGGACGAUGUCAAGAGGAUUGGGGUGAGRACCAUAUCUUGACGAGUCAYAUGGGAGUAGCAUAUGCUUCUGGAAUGUCAAAAAAUGGCACCCUGGGUGAUGCCGAUGCAGUAGCGCCAGUGAUGAAGCAUUUCGCUGCUCAUGGAGCUCCUCAGUCUGGUCUUAAUGGAGCACCUUUUAUGGGACAUGGCAAUCGAGAAGUUCUCCAGAACCUGCUAAUCCCUUUUAAGGCAGCUGUGGACCUUGCAGGCGUUCGCGGUGUCAUGAUGUCGUACAACGAGCUCGACGACGUCCCGGCUCAUGUAAAUCCGAUGCUUUACGAUGCCCUCGGUGAAUGGGGAUACGACGGCUUCGUGAUUGCGGAUGACACCGGCAUGUCCGAGCUCAUGGAUGUUCACAUGGUCUCCGAGACGCCGCAAGAUGCCAUCGGGCAGUGGUUCAAUGCAGGGGGAAUGAUCUCCUACUAUGACUAUCCCUUAGAGACGUAUCUCGAUUCUACCCUCAGUCUCAUAUCCAACAACACCCUCGCGAUAUCGACAUUAGAAGACAAGAUGCGUCGGAUCCUGGGUGUCAAAUGGGACCUCGGUCUGUUCUCCAAUCCAUACAUUCCAGACGACAUCGAUGCUGAAGCUCUGACCAUCGAGCAUAUUCCACUCACUCUUGAAGCUGCGCAGAAGAGUAUUAUUUUGUUGGAGAACCGCAACGCCACGCUGCCAUUGAAUGCCAAAGACUGUGGCAAGAUUGCACUGAUCGGACCCUUCGCUGACGCUCUGAACUAUGGGGAUUACUCCGGUCAGUUUGGCCAAUAUCCGGUCGCACAUUCUUCGACGAUACGAGAAGGCAUUGUGCAGACAUUGAGCGAGGAGGUCGCUCAGAAAGACUUGCUCACGGCUUGGGGUGCCAAUACAUGGCAAUCCAAUACUCAGUCCCCGAUCCCCGGUUACCAUCUUGCCACUCCUAACGGGACUGUGGGUGGAUUGCAAGCAACUUACUUUGCCAAACCCGAUUUCUCAGUUCCACUGGUCCAGAAGAUGGAAGUUCCUGUACGCGACUGGGGCCUCUACCCUCCGCCAGGUCUACCAUCGAACAAUUUCAGUGCCACCUGGGAAGGCACUCUGACUGUGCCGGUGUCAGUCUCUACCGACGGAUGGCUAGGGGUUGCUAUCGCGUGGAAUAGCACGGCCAAACUUUUCAUCGACGAUGUAAUGCAUGUUGAUGUUCCUUUGACGACAACAGGUAACAUACUGUCCAACAUACCUUCUCGCGCAUACAACCUCGUCAACAGUACUGCUCCGCCACCCGGCUCAGCUCCCUUCAAGUUCGAGCCUGGAGCCACGCACAAAGUGCGACUAGAGUUUGCUUCCUGGAACCUCUACCAGAAGAUCGCAAAUCGAAACUCUCUCAAUGCGGAAGUCCUCUUCUUCUGGAACCUGGUCUCUCCGGGGAACGCUGCGAUAGAGCAAGCGGUCCAGGCAGCAAGAGAAGCCGAUACGGUCAUUCUAGCUCUUGGAGCAGCAUGGAACUCAGACGGUGAGAGCGGUGACCGAGCAACCAUGAGCCUCUCUCUCAAUCAGACGCAGCUUGCAGAAGCGGUCUUGGAUAUUGGCAAACCGGUGAUUUUGAUCUUGGAAGGAGGAAGACCAUUCGCGAUUCCCGAGAUCUACAACCAUACCUCCACCGCUGCUGUACUGUCUACAGGAUUCGGAGGUCAGAGUGCCGGGCGAGCAGUCGCCGAUGUCCUCUUUGGAUCCUUCAAUCCAGGCGGUAGAAUCCCUUUGACGAUUCCAAAGCACGUCGGUCAGAUGCCCGUCUAUUACAACAUGAAGGCGUCCAGCGUUCGAUCGUACAUUGACGUGGAUAGCACUCCGGCCUAUCCUUUCGGUUAUGGACUCAGCUAUUCAAACUUCACUGUGGCCAAAUUCGCAAGCGCUUCAGGAGAUACCUUCUCGUCCAGAUCGACCAUCAAAUUUUCGCUAGAUGUGCGAAAUACCGGUGCCAUGGCUGGUUCUUACGUGGCUCAGGUGUACCUCCUUCAACGAGUAUCAAAAAUCUCUCAACCGGUGAAACAGCUGGUCGCUUUUGACAGAGUCUACCUCGAAAAGGAUGAAUCGCGGAGAGUGACGAUGGAGUUGGAAGUCGAUAGAUACCUGAAGAUCCUGAAUCGCAAGUAUGAGUGGGAAGUUGAGAAGGGAGAGUACACGUUCGCUUUGCUGGAGAAUGGUGGCAUAUUUGCCAACACGGACAUGAAUGUGACGAUGCGAAGCGUGUGA
Messenger RNA from Ramularia collo-cygni, 2823 nucleotides. RefSeq lists its product as uncharacterized. Gene Ontology annotation, molecular function: xylan 1,4-beta-xylosidase activity; alpha-L-arabinofuranosidase activity. Bases 1 to 2823 code for a protein of 940 amino acids. NCBI's taxonomy places the organism in Eukaryota, Fungi, Ascomycota, Dothideomycetes, Mycosphaerellales, Mycosphaerellaceae. The transcript is spliced from 9 exons. Gene Ontology annotation, cellular component: plant-type cell wall. The record is from RefSeq and is a predicted model, not a curated record. Gene Ontology annotation, biological process: xylan catabolic process; arabinan catabolic process.